Messenger RNA from Ostrinia furnacalis (Asian corn borer), 2316 nucleotides. RefSeq names its product serine/arginine repetitive matrix protein 1-like. The record is from RefSeq and is a predicted model, not a curated record. Lineage: Eukaryota; Metazoa; Arthropoda; Insecta; Lepidoptera; Crambidae. The coding region runs from base 1 to 2316 and encodes 771 amino acids. The transcript is spliced from 21 exons.
AUGUCGACUCGUCGCCGCCUAGAAACGGAGGGCACGACUGGGGUAGCCACCGACACAGCCACCAAAGACAGAGACAAGCGUCCACAGCCUGCGUCCCCUCGUCAUGCGCCUAAAGAGCAUCGCCUCAAUGGAUAUCGACCUCAGCCACUAGUGGCCACCACUGUCAUUAGUGGCCACUUCAUCCACCAGUGGCCACUUUGUAGACAGCGACAGUGGCUAUUCACAGCCACCAAAGAUCGAGACAAGCGUCCGCAGCCCGCGUCCCCUCGUCAUGCGCCUAAGGAACACCGCCUCAAUGGAUACUCAACCACAGACAAGCCGACUACAGAAAAGGAAGCGGAGGUCAGGACGACGCCCGCGCCCUCUCCCGACAGACAUGCCAAGGAAACAAGCAACUCUGUGGUUACUGGUGCGACAACAAAUAGACCAGAGAGACAAAGCGUGCCGCCUUGCAAACCACGCGCGCCUGCUCCUGGCGGCGGCCCAACACUAGCUCGUUUACGCGUGGUAACAGCGCCUCCUACGUGCGUGCAAGAAUUAGCAGCCCAAGCCUCGCCUCAUACUCCAGGCGAAGCAGCCAGCCCCAGAAUCGUAGCCGAUGUGGACAGUGUACAUUCGGACACGCACUUUAAGAGAGGCGGGCGACGCGGCGGUCGCGCGAGAGCAGAUCAAAGCUACACACAAUUCGCAGUCAUGGACGAUGAGAACGUGUCAGCUUUGCAACAGGUGACAAAAGGGGGCGCGCUCACUCUGGUUUCUCUAUGGAAGUCGCAGUUCGAUGAUUCAGAAGAAACCACAGACAAUGAAUGGAAGCAGGAACAAUUACAGUCGCCAGAACACCGCUGCGGGCGCGGCCAAAGCGCUGUAUCCAGCUGUUCGAACGCUGCGCGCACUCAAUUAGGAAGGACUCACUCUACUACGCAGCAUCAGACGCAGUUGACACAACCGGUGGCGAAUCCUGCACCGCCUAGUGCACCACAGGUGUCCCCCCUCCAAGCCACUACAGCAGAGCCGCCGCCCGCCCGGCCCAGCGAGCCCGCCCGAGCGGCCCGCUGCUUGAACAUCCCUGGAAUUGAGGCCUAUCCUGCGCUUCAACCAGCUCUGCCUAGGGCCUGGACGCUGCCGGCUAUUGGUUCCCACGUGCGCUCUCUCCGCGCGCCGUUGCUCCAACAAGCGUCGUUCGACGGGCCGUGGGCGGGCGGCGGCGUGCGCUACAAGCUGGACGUCAUGCGGGGCGUGGCCUCGCGGCACCGCGCGCCCAGCCCCCCGCCCGCCCAGCACGCCAGGAGCGCGCCGAAAUGCCUACUGCCGUGGGCGGGCGGCGGCGUGCGCUACAAGCUGGACGUCAUGCGGGGCGUGGCCUCGCGGCACCGCGCGCCCAGCCCCCCGCCCGCCCAGCACGCCAGGAGCGCGCCGUCUCUCUGCGUGCGCUACAAGCUGGACGUCAUGCGGGGCGUGGCCUCGCGGCACCGCGCGCCCAGCCCCCCGCCCGCCCAGCACGCCAGGAGCGCGCCGAGCCUGUCAAGUACCUCUGGUAACAGCCCGCCGCGCGCGGUCCCCAAACCUGCCGAGACCGAAGGCCCGACCGUGUCGUCCCGGCUCGAGAUACGCGUGCGUCCGCCCGACUCGGCCAGCCCGGGGCAUGAGGUCAAGAUACACUCCGUCGUGAGCGGGGAGCCGACGCGGCCCGACGACGCUUCUGUCUACUACGACGCGACGGAGCACCAGCGGGACAAACGGUCGUCGACACGCAGCGGAGACAAGAGCCAAAGUCCAGCAGUGGAGAAGACUCGGUUAGACGCGAUACCUGACAGUAACAGUCCGCCAGCGAAUAAAAAGGAAACUACAAGCGGUUCCGGCGACGGAUCUCAGAGCAUGAAAGACCGAUGGUGGUGCGGCACGGCGUCCCGUAUCCCGGUAGCGAUGGGCGAGGCGCGUCUCGCCAAGUGUCUCUCGUGGAGCGGGGACGGGCCUCUGGCGCCGCCCGCCGCGCCUCCGCCGCCCCCGCUCGAUAACAAGGAUCUAACACCAGGGCUGAGACGGCGGCGAGCGAACCCCAACGACAAAUACGCGGUGGACCCGGCGCGGGAGUUGAAUCUGCGUUUCGCGCGCCUCCGCCAUCGCUGCCCACAGCAUUCGCGCUCGCCGCCCACCAGAAGCGAGUCCCGCGGCGUGCCGUCGCUGCUCAUGUCGUCGCCGCCCGCGUCGGGCUCGUCGUCGUCGGGCUCGCCGCCGCCCGCGCCGCGCGCGCCCGCCGCGCCGCACCACAACGCAGCGCGCGCGCGACGCUUCCGACCGCUCUCCAUCGCGCCAUAG